AUGAGUUAUUUGGCCCAAUCAAGUCGAUUAACUGCUCUACUCAUCAGUCUGAAAAAUAAGAAAUUAAUAAAACCUGAUCAGUAUACUCGUUUGUGUGAUUAUGCCAUCAAUGAUAAUGUUGAAUUGAAAUAAUUAUUUGUGGAUUAUGAAAAGGGUUUGUCUUAAAAUGAUUUCUUAUCUGGACUUUCAAUCAUUCUCAACAACAAAACAGGAAGUGACCAUAUCAUCAAAUCUUACUUGUACUCUUAUAAUCAAUUAAAUUAGUGAAUCAGUUGUCAGCAUCAAUCAACAAUUGAAAGGGAAAAUUAAAGAAUUUUAUAGAGACAUCAAGGUAUACUUAUUUGAUAUCAAUUAAUGUAGAAUAACAUGAACGAAAUUUAUGAAGAAUGUUUUAAAGCAUAGCAUCAUUUAUAAGAAAUCAAAGAUUUGAUAAAAUUAGUCUUAAAACAAUUUUAUAUUGAAGAAUUUUAUUUGAUUCAAUUUGAAGAAGGACAUCAAUGUGUUAUUCUGACCAAUAAUUUUGAUUUCAAAUUCUUUAAAGAAGAAUAUAAAAUCAGCUCCUGGGCACAUAAAAACACUGCUCAUCAACUCAAUAAUACUCAAACUGAACAUUACACCUUACUUAAAACCCACAAUCUCCCUAAGUAGUACAUUAUAUCACAACACGCUGUCCUCUUUUUGACCUUUAGUGAUAGUGUUAAUAAAACCUAUGCCCAAUACUUCAUGGCCACCUUUCUUUAUGAUAAAUUUAUCACUUUAAUCUAUUAAGGCUAUUAAAUUAUCGGGUUAAAGAAGAUGCAAUCUGUUAGAAAUGAAAUUCUAUAAUUAGUCUCCAAGACCAUUCAAUUGUAUAAUUAUAAAUUGAUGUAUGAAAUAUUAGUUUAGAUCAUGCAGUCAUUUAACUUAUAAAAUUUAUUGUGUCAAUUUGAGAAGGAAUUAACUAAAUAACAAACUGUUUCCAAUUAUUUAUUGAUACUGCUUUCAAGUAAUUUAGAUAUAAUUGGCAUCGAAUUAGAAGGCAGUCUAUCACUUCAAUUAGCAGAUAAAGUCAAAAGCACUUUUAAAAAGUCAAUCAAAAAAUAUAAGAAGAAACUCAAAUCUAAAAAGGAUCUAUUAGAAUCAUUCUAAUAAGUUACCCAACAUAAUGAAAUGAUUAUGUGCUUAUUCUUUAAUAACUUCCUUAACCUAUACUAUAUGACAGUUCAAUGGAAUCACGAUCAAUUUGUGUAUAUAAUAGUAAUCUAAUUAAUAUAGAUCAAAAUAUAGUUUACCUAAAGAAAUUAAUUAUGGGGACCCCAUUUAUAGAAUAUUUGAUCAAAAUCCUACCAUUAUUUAAAAAGUAAAAGAAAUCAUCGAUUCUCCCAAUGAUCAUUUGGAAUAUAAUGACGGGUUUUUUAAGUUCUCCCUGAAGAUAGAAAGAGGAUUUAAGUUAUAAAUCAAAUAGAUAUCCAUAUUUCUAUUUAACAUCUAAGUGAAAAGGUAGCUAAAUGAUUUCAUUUUUAUAGACCACUGGAAGAAUUAUUUAGAAUAUUUAGAAGUAAAGUGAAGAUCUUACUAACAAUUAGAAAGGCUACAUUGGCCUUUAAAUCGAAGCAACUCAUGAUGGAAAAUCAAUUUCUUAGACAAUCAGCCUUGGUAAUGUAUCUACCAGAUCAAGACAGAAGAAGAAUUACCUAGACUAAUAAUCAAGAUCAUGAUUAAGACUUAGAGAAAUAUAGAAAUUAUACUAUGAAAUAGGCAACGAAAAAAUUAUAGCAAUUUUUGACGAAAUAUGAUGAGGAAGAUAAAACAAAUCCUGAACUCAGGAGAAUUGCAAUAGAUCCAAAUUUAUAAUAAAAAUUACUAGAUUAUGAAUUUAAUCUACUCAAUAAGAAAAUGUAUAAAAAUAAAUACAUAAUUGCUUAUAAUUUAUUUCAAAUGUGCGAGUACAUUAAAUAGUACCCAUUACUCACAAAAGAAUUUAUUAAUUUUUUGACAGUACUGAAAUAUAAGUACAAUAAGAAAUCGAAUCCAUUUCACAAUUUUACACAUGGAGUUAAUGUUAUGCAUGGUUGUUAUUUGUUUGGUCAUCAUUAAAAGUUUGGCACCUAUUUUUCAGAUCUAUAAAGAUUUGCUAUGACUUUCGCUGGAUUGUGUCAUGAUGUUGAUCAUUCAGGAACAACCAAUUUGUUUUAAGUGAAUGCCUAAACUAAGUUAGCAUUAUUAUAUAAUGAUAAAUCAGUUCUUGAAAAUCAUCAUGUUGCAGUCACUUAUAAAAUAUUGGCACAUAAAUAAUGUGAUUUUUUUGGUUCUAUACCUAAACAAGAUAGAACAACAAUAAGAAAAUAUGUUGUAAAUAAUAUCCUGGCUACUGACAAUCAAUACCAUUUUAAUCUUUUAAAUGAUAUUGAAAUCAGAUUUGGAUAAUCUAAAGGAGAUCCUAAAAUCUUUGGUAUGAUUAUGUUGUGAUUUUUAGAAACUGAGGAGAAUAAACUCUUACUGAGUGGGUUCUUAACACAUGCAGCUGAUUUCUUUGGUGCAGCAAAAUAAUAAUAGGUAGCCAGAGCUUGGAGUGAAAGAUUAAGAAAGGAAUUUUAAGCCCAAGUAAUAAUUAAAAAUAUCAUUUAAUUUAGUCCUAAUUAGAAGAUAUUAUUGGAAUUGCGUAAACUCCAUAUCUACGAAAUUUGGAUAAUGAAGUGUAAUAUGCCAAAAAUGAAGCAGGAUUCUUAAAAGUUAUUGUUAAACCAAUUUAUGAGUCCUUAAACAAUUAUUCUGAAGGAGCUUUGGCACUUUAAUUAGCAAAUAUCAACUUAAGCAUUAAAAAAUAUGAAGAGAUUAUUGAAUCAACAAAUUAAUGA
This is a messenger RNA of Paramecium octaurelia, 2837 nucleotides long. The record is from the annotation of a GenBank genome assembly. NCBI's taxonomy places the organism in Eukaryota, Ciliophora, Oligohymenophorea, Peniculida, Parameciidae.